AUGGUGAAAGGCUUUCUCUCUUGCCGGCUAUACCACAAGGAGGCAGCGCUGCGUUACGACACCAAGACUCCGCGCUACCUCCACAUCUCCAGCAACAAGACCAACCGCUGGGGCCACCAGCGCUCCUACAGGCUGCAGGUGUUCAGCUUCACAGGGGACCAUCUCCCCGAGAGCCAGGACGAGGAGAGGGCCAUGUCCUGGGCAAGGUAUAAGGUUGCCAUCACCAAGCAUAAGGAUGGAGAGCAGACCAGCAGCAGUCUGUACAGUCAAAACAACAUCUGGUCUCCAGCCGUCGACUUCAGCAAGUACAUUGAAGACAACGAAAGCAUUGAAGACGAGGACCUGGUUGCCUGGGUGACCACCGGCUUCCUUCACAUCCCCCACUCCGAGGACAUCCCCAACACGGUAACCGUAGGCAACGGGGGCGGGGUCCUGCUGCGGCCACACAACUAUUUUGACAUGGACCCGUCCAUCCACUCUGCUGAUUCGGUGUACCUCUCCCCGGGCAGCGAGGACAGCUGUGACAGCAACAGGAUGGCCUGCCUUGCUCAAGAGACCUGCAGCCCUGUCCUGGAACCCUUCACCUAUGAAGGCUUUGAUGGAGUCAUGAAGUUUGAGGAUUGGGUCUAAUGUGUUUUUAGCCCUGAUGAACUCUAUUUGUUGACCUAUCAGGAAGCUUUUGUCCAUGUUACCAUGUUUAUAGAGGCAGUUUGGGACAUCACAUUAUGUGUGCUACAUGAUAUGGGUCAGGGUUAAGGCUAGCAAGGAGUUCACCAGGCAAGAUGAAAGAAAUAUUUUAACAUUAGGAAAAUAUGCAAACUUCCUUUGUUGUGGAGAGUAUGAUGAGUAGAUCCAUAUCACUCUCAGGACAUGGUAAGUUGUGGAACAUUUAGGGGGAAACAGCUAGCUCUGUCCUAAGUAAAAUAAAAACACCUUUUUUGGUUUACAAACAGAAUAGACCAUCUUUGCCAGGGACAAAAUGUCCCUGGCAGAGGCCAAUGACCCCAUCAUCCUUCAUGCUCGGAUAAUGCCUAACUUUUAACUCAACCUUUGUUUUUAACUCAACUUUAAAUCUGUUACAUUUCUCAUCUACACCUUACACAGUAGCAGGGCUAUCGUGGUGAUGAAAUCUUGAAACACUGACUCAAUAACAAACAAUACCAUCUUGGCUGUAAAUAAACGCCAACUCAGGUGAAGUUUCAUGCUGGAACUAUUUCUUUUUGGACAACAUUCAGACUCAGUAGCUGCAGCUUCACAGUUUGUUUUCACACUAAGGUUGCCAAGUUUGGCAUCAGUUUGUCUGUAAUGACUAAAAACAUAGCUUUGCUGACAUAUAAACUACAUUUAAAUAUGUAACGAGGUAAAAACAGUGUGUAACCCAUAAAACCUUUAUUUAAAUAUAUCUAACAAACAAGUAUAAACAUCAUAUCAGUGAGCUUUAUAAGUGCUUUUUGAUUUCAGAAAGAGCCAGACAGGCUAGCUGUUUCUCCUUACUUCUAGCCUUUAUGCUAAACUACGCUAACCUACUGAUUCCAGCUAUGAACACACAGAGAUGAAUAAACUCAAUCUUCUCCCUUCCCUUUUGGUAAAAAGGAGAAUGAGGGUAUUCCCCAAAAUGUUGAAUAUCAAGAAAAAAGUCAGAAUUCUGAGAUCAAAUCAAAACUUAACAUUUUAUUUAACUUUUGGUCACACCCUCAUUUUCUUUCUCAUGUGGCCCUAAUCCUUGUCUGUAGAUGUCCAUGUCCGCAGAUAAUGACAUUUUAAACUUGUUGAUUAUCUGACUUUUUGUCUUGCGUUUCUAACAUUCGCAUCAGAUGCAUAUUGUGUUUGCUUCAAGUUGGCAAAUGUUAGAAUAUGAAUUAGCUUAAAUGCGACGGAUAACAUAGUAAACAUUAGACCUUAGACUGCUUGGUUCUUAUCAUGUUAGCAAUGUAAUUGGGAGCAAUAUAGCUUGCUGAUGUUAGCCUUUAGCUAAAAGAAACACAGUGCAGCCUCAGCCUCAGAGUCACUAACAAAGCUUAAUUUUAUUAGUGGAAUUACCUAAUUUAUCAACAGGUUUUGUUGAUUUGUUCUGUUUUCCUUUUUUCCCUUUAAUAAUUAUAUCUGCCACACAAAUAGUAAGGAGCAUAUCACCAGUCAAAUGUUAUGAGUGGGAGAUUUCCUUACUUACUAACAAUCCUAUUAUUUUUUAAAUGACACCCUUAAUGUGAGCAAGCAAAUAGGCUAUGUGUUAAUUUGUUUGUAAUGUUGCACUUACCUUGCUUCUAUGUAAUCAAACACUUUUAAACAUGGGGUCAAAUGUUUGCCUAUUACAUUCAGAGAGACACAAUGCUUUAUCUAUCUGCGUUUCCUAAUUACACUGUAAUGUAAACACAGUAAAGUGACACUGUAGAGCCAGCCGUGUGUAAAGCGUGCACUGAACAAUAUGAGCAUCCAGUCGGGGUCACAGCCGGACCCCACUCUGAUGCGACUCA
This is a messenger RNA of Notothenia coriiceps (black rockcod), 2474 nucleotides long. Its product is annotated as membrane primary amine oxidase-like. Gene Ontology annotation, biological process: amine metabolic process. The record is from RefSeq and is a predicted model, not a curated record. Gene Ontology annotation, cellular component: plasma membrane. Gene Ontology annotation, molecular function: copper ion binding; quinone binding; primary methylamine oxidase activity. The transcript is spliced from 5 exons. The coding region runs from base 1 to 630 and encodes 209 amino acids. NCBI's taxonomy places the organism in Eukaryota, Metazoa, Chordata, Actinopteri, Perciformes, Nototheniidae.